This is a messenger RNA of Pteronotus mesoamericanus, 4458 nucleotides long. It is a transcript of the gene TRAPPC11, whose product is annotated as trafficking protein particle complex subunit 11. Lineage: Eukaryota; Metazoa; Chordata; Mammalia; Chiroptera; Mormoopidae. The coding region runs from base 174 to 3575 and encodes 1133 amino acids. The record is from RefSeq and is a predicted model, not a curated record. The transcript has 30 exons.
AGGGAAGUCUUGUUUGCUGGAACCGGCUCUGAGGCUGUGGCCGCAGGAAAGGGCCGCCGGCGUUUGUCGACACCCCUGCCUGCUUCCCCUCGUCCUCCCCCGGCUGGGGGCGACCGGUCACUGCUGCAGCGGGCCCAGUGGGCGCGGCCUGGAUUUUUCAUAACGCCUUGAACAUGAGCCCCACACAGUGGGACUUCCCUGUGGAGCUAUGUUGUCGGCCUAUGGCUUUUGUUACCCUGACUGGCCUGGAUGUGGUUUAUAACGCUGUCCAUCGAACUGUCUGGGAUGCUUUCUGUGCCAAUCGGAGGGCUGAUCGGGUACCAAUUUCUUUCAAGGUGCUACCAGGUGACCAUGAGUAUCCCAAAUGCAGACCCAAGAGAACGUCGUACGAGUGGUACAUUCCCAGAGGGAUCCUCAAGACGGGCUGGAUGAACAAGCACCUGAACCUGGUGCCGGCCCUGGUGGUCGUGUUCUACGAGCUGGACUGGGACGAGCCUCAGUGGAAGGAGAAGCAGUCGGAGUGCGCCACCAGAGUGGAGAUAGUCAGGCAAAGUUUACAAGGGAGAAACACGAAAGUUGCAGUGGUUCUGAUUCAGAAGAAAACCCCUUUGCCUCCAGGAGAAGAUGUUAUUGCUUCAGAACGGGCUGCCGCUCUGUGUAACGCCUGCGAACUCUCGGGAAAGUCUUUGUUCGUGCUGCCCCACACCGACCACCUUGUGGGUUAUAUCAUAAGAUUAGAAAACGCCUUUUAUGAACAUGCACAGACUUAUUACUACACUGAGAUUAGAAGAGUGAAAUCUCAUAAAGAGUUUUUGAAUAAAACAACACACCAGCUUUUAUUUGUUAGACAUCAGUUCAAAAUAGCUUUCUUCAGUGAGUUGAAACAAGAUACACAAAAUGCACUGAAGAAUUACAGGACUGCCUAUAAUCUUGUACAUGAAUUGAGAGCCCAUGAAACUAAUAUUCUGGAAAUUAAGACAAUGGCAGGAUUUAUAAACUACAAGAUCUGUAGGCUGUGUUUUCAACACAACACCCCAUUGGAUGCAAUCGCUCAGUUCCGAAAACACAUCGACUUGUGCAAGAAAAAAAUCGGCAGUGCAGAGCUGUCUUUCGAGCAUGCUGCGUGGAUGUCUAAACAAUUCCAGGCCUUUGGAGAUUUGUUCGAUGAAGCUAUUAAAUUAGGGCUGACAGCCAUUCAGACCCAGAACCCUGGCUUCUAUUACCAGCAGGCUGCCUACUACGCCCAGGAGCGGAAGCAGCUCGCGAAAACCCUCUGUGAGCACGAGGCCUCCGUCCCGUACCCCAGCCCUGACCCCCUGGAGACGCAAACAGGCGCCCUUGACUUUUAUGGACAGAGGUCAUGGCGACAAGGAAUACUAAGUUUUGAUCUUUCUGAUCCUGAAAAAGAGAAGGUGGGAAUUCUUGCCAUUCAGCUGAUGGAGAGAAAUGUUGUUCACUCUGAAAUAAUAAUAACUCUUCUGAGCAAUGCUGUUGCGCAAUUUAAGAAGUAUAAGUGUCCAAGAAUGAAAAGUCAUCUAAUGGUUCAGAUGGGAGAGGAGUAUUACUAUGCAAAGGAUUAUACCAAAGCUUUGAAGUUGCUGGACUACGUCAUGUGUGAUUACCGGAGUGAAGGGUGGUGGACUCUCCUCACGUCGAUCCUGACGACCGCUCUGAAGUGCUCCUACCUCAUGGCCCAGCUGAAGGAUUACAUUACUUACUCCCUGGAACUCCUGGGGAGAGCUUCAACUCUGAAAGAUGACCAGAAAUCUCGGAUAGAAAAGAACCUCAUAAAUGUUUUAAUGAAUGAAAGCCCUGACCCCGAACCUGACUGUGACGUCUUGGCUGUGAAAACCGCUCAGAAGCUGUGGGCGGACCGGGUCUCUCUGGCCGGCAGCAAUGUUUUCACAAUAGGAGUCCAGGACUUCGUGCCAUUUGUGCAAUGCAAAGCCAAGUUUCACGCCCCGAGUUUUCACGUGGACGUUCCUGUGCAGUUUGACGUUUAUCUGAAGGCAGAUUGUCCACAUCCUAUCAGGUUUUCUAAGCUCUGUGUCAGCUUUAACAAUCAGGACUACAACCAGUUCUGUGUGAUCCAGGAGGCAUCCAAAGCGAGCGAGGUUUUAGAGGACGGGACUCAGGGGAAGAUGUGCUUAGUUCCUGGUAAAACAAGGAAGUUCUUCUUUAAAUUCGUUGCGAAAACUGAAGAUGUGGGAAAGAAAAUUGAGAUCGCCUCCGUGGAUCUGGUCCUGGGCCACGAGACGGGAAGGUGCGUGGUUUUAAACUGGCAGGGAGGAGGGGGAGACGCGGCCUCGUCCCAGGAGGCCUUGCAGGCCUCACGCUCCUUCAAGAGACGGCCCAGGCUCCCCGACAGCGAGGCUCAUUGGGACGGCGUCGUGAUCCAGGCAAGCACGAUGAUCAUUUCCAGAGUUCCGAACAUUUCGGUCCACCUGCGGCACGACCCUCCUGCCCUGACGAAUGAAAUGUAUUGUCUGGUUGUGACUGUUCAGUCCCACGAAAAGAGCCAGAUCAGAGACGUGAAGCUCACUGCUGGUUUAAAACCCGGCCAGGAUGCCAAUCUGACACAGAAAACGCAGGUGACCCUGCGCGGAACAGACGUGUGCGACGAGUCCUGCCCCGCGCUGCUCACAGACAUCCCGGCCGGGGACCUGCAGCCAGGGGGCCAGCUGGAAAAAAUGUUGUAUGUUCGCUGUGGAACAGUGGGUUCCAGAAUGUUUCUUGUGUAUGUUUCUUACCUGAUCAAUACAACUAUUGAAGACAGAGAAAUUGUUUGCAAGUGUCACAAGGAUGAAACUGUAGCAAUAGAAACCGUCUUUCCAUUUGAUGUUGCCGUUAAAUUUGUUUCUACAAAGUUCGAGCACCUGGAGAGGGUCUACGCUGACAUCCCCUUUCUGCUGAUGACAGACCUUUUAAGUGCCUCGCCCUGGGCCCUGUCCAUCGCCUCCAGCGAGCUCCAGCUCGCUCCUUCCAUGACGUCCGUGGAUCAGCUGGAGUCCCAGGCGGACCAAGUUGUCUUGCAGACCGGCGAGAGCGCGAGCGAGUGCUUCUGCCUUCGGUGCCCGUCCUCUGGGAAUGUCGAAGGUGGAGUAGCAACUGGGCAUUAUGUUGUCUCCUGGAAGAGGGCCUCCGCCGGGGACGACGUUCCUGUCGUCAGCACUGUCAUCACCCUGCCACACGUGAUCGUGGAGAACAUUCCUCUGCAUGUGAACGCAGACCUGCCGUCAUUUGGACGUGUCAGGGAAUCGUUACCUGUCAAGUAUCACCUGCAGAACAAGACUGACUUAGUUCAGGACGUGGAGGUUUCCGUGGAGCCCAGCGAUGCCUUCAUGUUCUCCGGUCUCAAGCAGAUUCGAUUACGUAUCCUACCCGGCACCGAACAGGAAAUGUUAUACAAUUUCUAUCCACUCAUGGCCGGAUACCAGCAGCUGCCGUCUCUCAGCAUCAACCUGCUUAGGUUUCCUAACUUCACCAACCAGCUGCUCAGGCGGUUUAUACCUACCAGUAUUUUUGUAAAGCCUCAGGGUCGGCUCAGGGACGACGCCUCGAUCGCCGCCGCGUGACAUUCCGGACGCCCCGGGCCACGCCUGCAGAGCAGUUGGGCUGCGCGUUCUAGAAGAUUUUCAUGCUGAACUGUGGCUGUGAUCAUGGUAAAAGUUAAUCGGUUCUAUUUUUUAAUGGUUGUUAUGCCAACUAUUCAGAGGAACUUGUGCAUAAAAUACUACGAAAGCCUGUCUUACAGCUUCACUGAUAUUUGACGUCUGUCAGUGUCACACGAAAGGCUGGCAGACCACUGUUAUUGCUGGAAGUCAUUUUAUGAAUCGUACAUUCUUUUAAAAGUAAGUGAUUUGCAUGUGUGAUCUCAGAGGAAAAUUGAGCGCCGGGCGGGGAGAGGGGAGUGCACUGGAGCCUGCCCCCGCAGCGUCCUGAGUCCCCCGGCGUCCCCUCCCGAGCUGGCUAAACUGGAGGUCGUCCAAUGUCAUGAAUUUGGCAUGUGCUCCUGACUCGGACCCAAGAACUUAGAGCAGUUGUGUGACUGAUCCAGAGAGCUUCCAGAAAGUUGUAGUCGAAGCGGUCUGAGUCGCCUAAAUCAUGCCUUUGCUUACCAUCAAAACGUGAUUACCAGCGGGUCCAGCUCCCAGCCAGAGUCUGAGCUGUGUACUGAGCAGGUUUGGAUCUGUGUCGUAUCCAGGUCCUUCUCUGUAGAACUGCCAGGGCCUAUCAGCCUAAUUUCCUAAAUGAAAGGUUUUGAAAAAGAAUCAAGUUCUAAAUAAAACCUUGUCCUUACGGUUGUGCAGUUUGAAAACCAUUUAAGACUCUUGAAAACUCAUGUAAACAAAAGUCAUAUUGUGAAAAUUUUCUUUGUUUAAAUAUCUUAAUUUAAAACACUUGAUUUUCUGGAAAUUUUUAUUAUUUAAGAGUGUAGGAGUUGUAAAAAAGAAAUAU